AGGCAUUAUAGUAUUUAUAUGGUGGUGCUGGGAGGUAUUCUCUUCUUAUAUUGCCCCUAAAGGCCUCACCUUUCUCUCUAUUCUCCUUCUGUUUCUCUCUGAAGGCCUCUGGGAGAUGGGUGGAGCUCUUCUGCGGCUCCUGGGCUUCUGCUUCUGGGCAUUUCUAUGGCUCUCCAGCUUCGUCGCAGUGGACGCUGUUGGGGCUUCUCCGCCUGCUGGGGCCAGCAAGGGGACCGCCGUCGUCGAUGGGACAACUGCCAUUGCGGUCACUGACGAUGACUUCGUUUGCGCUACGCUGGAUUGGUGGCCGCCGGAGAAGUGUGAUUACGGGACUUGUAGCUGGGGCCUCGCAUCCGUGCUCAAUCUGGGCAACAAACUGUUGGACAAAGAGACAUUGAGCAAGGUUCUACGCACCCUAGUUCGUAGAUCACGGUGGUCUGUCUGGGUUGUCAGCAAAGGAGUUGCAGGAUGCUUAGAUUUGGAUGGGAUGGGCGCAGAGUGCAGAAUCUUUCCAACAAGAUUUUAUUGAAUGCUGUUAAAGAAUUUUCUCCAUUGAAACUCCGCAUUGGGGGCUCCUUGCAAGAUAAGGUCAUAUAUGGCGUGGAUCCUCAACAGCCAUGUACUCCUUUUGUUAAGAAAAAAUCUGAGAUGUUUGGUUUUUCUCAAGGCUGCCUACCCAUGCAUAGAUGGGAUGAACUCAAUGGUUUCUUCAAAAAAGCCGGAGCUGUAAUCAUUUUUGGGCUGAAUGCCCUUAAUGGAAGGGUUCAUUUGCCGGGUGGUUCUUUAGGAGGACCCUGGAACUCCACCAACGCUGCAUCUUUUAUUCACUACACUGUCAAUAAGGGUUACACUAUCCAUGGUUGGGAGCUUGGCCUCUGGGAGAUGGGUGGAGCUCUUCUGCGGCUCCUGGGCUUCUGCUUCUGGGCAUUUCUAUGGCUCUCCAGCUUCGUCGCAGUGGACGCUGUUGGGGCUUCUCCGCCUGCUGGGGCCAGCAAGGGGACCGCCGUCGUCGAUGGGACAACUGCCAUUGCGGUCACUGACGAUGACUUCGUUUGCGCUACGCUGGAUUGGUGGCCGCCGGAGAAGUGUGAUUACGGGACUUGUAGCUGGGGCCUCGCAUCCGUGCUCAAUCUGAGUUGCAGGAUGCUUAGAUUUGGAUGGGAUGGGCGCAGAGUGCAGAAUCUUUCCAACAAGAUUUUAUUGAAUGCUGUUAAAGAAUUUUCUCCAUUGAAACUCCGCAUUGGGGGCUCCUUGCAAGAUAAGGUCAUAUAUGGCGUGGAUCCUCAACAGCCAUGUACUCCUUUUGUUAAGAAAAAAUCUGAGAUGUUUGGUUUUUCUCAAGGCUGCCUACCCAUGCAUAGAUGGGAUGAACUCAAUGGUUUCUUCAAAAAAGCCGGAGCUGUAAUCAUUUUUGGGCUGAAUGCCCUUAAUGGAAGGGUUCAUUUGCCGGGUGGUUCUUUAGGAGGACCCUGGAACUCCACCAACGCUGCAUCUUUUAUUCACUACACUGUCAAUAAGGGUUACACUAUCCAUGGUUGGGAGCUUGAGUUGCAGGAUGCUUAGAUUUGGAUGGGAUGGGCGCAGAGUGCAGAAUCUUUCCAACAAGAUUUUAUUGAAUGCUGUUAAAGAAUUUUCUCCAUUGAAACUCCGCAUUGGGGGCUCCUUGCAAGAUAAGGUCAUAUAUGGCGUGGAUCCUCAACAGCCAUGUACUCCUUUUGUUAAGAAAAAAUCUGAGAUGUUUGGUUUUUCUCAAGGCUGCCUACCCAUGCAUAGAUGGGAUGAACUCAAUGGUUUCUUCAAAAAAGCCGGGUACUUUGAUUAUUUAAACUUCCUAUAAAUGCCUCAUGGACUAGUUUUUCCCUUGAUCCCACUAGAAAAAUUCUGUUAGGAUAGUAUGCGUUCAUAAUGAAUGCUUUCGUGGUAGGCGUAUCCUGCAUUUCUCA
This is a messenger RNA of Phoenix dactylifera (date palm), 1943 nucleotides long. The record is from RefSeq and is a predicted model, not a curated record. NCBI's taxonomy places the organism in Eukaryota, Viridiplantae, Streptophyta, Magnoliopsida, Arecales, Arecaceae.